Messenger RNA from Acaulospora morrowiae, 505 nucleotides. The record is from the annotation of a GenBank genome assembly. Lineage: Eukaryota; Fungi; Glomeromycota; Glomeromycetes; Diversisporales; Acaulosporaceae.
AUAGUCGAUGGUUACUGUAAAAUGGAUGAUUUUUCUUCGCUUUCAAGUUGGAUAAGUUCUCAUGACACCAACGAGCUGACUACCGAUCCAUUGUUACAAUGGAAUCAUUGUUACCUGACUGCACUUGAAAAGCAUCAUAACGGUAACAACUUCGAUGCAUGGGAGUUAGUUAAAGAUAUUCCAAUGAAAAUAACGCAAAGUUACUUUUGUCAUCGUGGGGCAAAUCUUGUUUCAUCUUUUUUCAAUUUCCGCGAAAAUUUGCGUCGAACUGUUGGCGAGUCUUCGGAUUCUGCAAGUUUAGAGCGUCAAUCCAUAUUAUCAUUUUUAAAGAAAGUAAUCGAUUCUUCAUUUCAUGUAAACAUUCUUCCUUUAUUGGUAAAGGAAGCGACUAUAAAAUCUGAUACUUCAAGUAUUUCAUGUUUUUUGAAAGAAUUCUUGGAUUAUGUUGCCUUUAACCAACAAAUCUCAUUCUCUGACACUUUCGUUAGCGAUUUGGCGAUAUGGA